GAAGAGGCAGUGGCUAGGGGUGAGGAAGCGGAAAGUGGGGGACGGAGUACUUAAGGCGGGUGUCAGCUGCAACGCUACAUUGAGCCCUCCGAGAAUCUAGCAUCCAAACGUGCCGCUCUGCACCUGUCAGCCUUCCCGAAAGGACGCGUGAACCAUGCAGACGAGGAAGAGGUUGCUGUCGCAGGUGGUGUUAGUGGUGCUGGUGGCGGCGGUCCUGGUGGUGCUGGACUCUGCCGAGGCCCAAAGACGCGGUCGCGGUGGCGGUCGCGGUGGGGGUCGCGGUGGCGGUCGCGGAAGGGGUCGUGGGAGCAGUGGCUUUAACAGGACUGUGAACGAUGUCCUGGAACGCUGUGUGUGUGGACCCCCGGGCCAGGCCAACGACUCCUGCACCAACUGUUUUGAACUGGUGGACACGAACAGCAAUGUUACAGUGGAAGACAUCUUUGACUGUCUGACUGCUGCUUCUUUAACUACCAACCUGGCUAGCAACCAAUGCGUCUCUUGCUCCGGUGACGGAAGCUCCUCCGAAGAACGUUAGUAACAAGAAGAGGAAGAACAACAACAACAACAACAACAACAACAACAACAACAACAGUGAGAAGAGAGACCCGGCCUGGCCUGAUCUAAUCUGACCAAGACUAUUGUUAUCAACUGCACCAAAGCCAGCACCAGCAUUUCCGCCACCACCACCACCACCAUCACCACCACCUCCACCACCACCACUAAUAUCUCGAUUGCAGAAAAGAAAAAAAAAUGGUUCCCUCACAACAAAAUAUGUAAACACCAACACCCACCACACCCACACCCCCUAUUUUGGCCUCUUUCUCCCCAAUAUUCUGUUAUUAAAGCAAAGUCAAAAUUAACAAAAGAA
This is a messenger RNA of Eriocheir sinensis (Chinese mitten crab), 871 nucleotides long. RefSeq lists its product as uncharacterized. The transcript has 5 exons. The record is from RefSeq and is a predicted model, not a curated record. Lineage: Eukaryota; Metazoa; Arthropoda; Malacostraca; Decapoda; Varunidae. Bases 155 to 538 code for a protein of 127 amino acids.